AAUAGAAAAAGGAAAAAGAAAGUACCUCACUGGCUUUCCCUAGGAAGCUAUUUCCAUGGCUUCUUCUUUUUUCUCUACUUUUUAAAUUGAUUUUUUUUGUCAGAUUAUGUUAAUCAUCGCCAUGGCUACUACAGUGUUGACUACCGACAGAUCUAAGGUUUAAAAAAAUGGUUGUUGGAUUAUGGAUGUCAUAAAGUUUGUCUGCUGGUGCCAAUGUUGUUGGAACAUCCCAUCCAUUUCUUCCUUUUUAUUAUUACCAACACUCUUCUUUUCAUCUUCUUCAUUCACCACUUUCGUCAUCGCUUCCACCGUUUCUCCGCCGACAGCGCUGACAGUUUCUUUAAAAGCAACUCAAUCGCCGCUGUUUUAUCCUCAACUCGCUGUUAUCGUCGCUGUUUCUCUUCUUUUGUUUGCUAUGGGAUUCUUGUUGAAAUUCCUUAAACGCCGGAAACACACGGCGGCGACUGGUCGGGCCGAUGAAGAGAAGGGAAAAGAUGGGGAACAAAGGGGUGUUAGGAAAUUUAAAUGGGAUGAGAUUAAGGAUUUGACUAAAGGAUUUUCCCGGUUGAUCGGACAAGGUGGGUUCAGUAAUGUGUACUUGGCUAACUGGUCGGGUUCUAAUCUCGGAGCAGUUAAGAUCCUUGUCGGAAAUGAUAGAUUAAAUCAAGUGUUUAAACAGGAACUGGACAUUUUAACCAGAAUCCGACAUGAAAACAUCGUUAAAUUCCUCGGUUACUGCGAUGAUCAAGAGGAAGGUGCCAUUGUGUUUGAAUACAUUUCAAAUGGAAAUUUACAAGACAAACUCCAUGGAAAUGAAAAGAAUUUUCUUCCGUGGAAAACCCGAGCCGCCAUAGCUUUUCAGCUUACUGCAGCAAUUGAAUACUUGCACGAAAAAUGCAGCCUGCAAAUAGUUCACGGCGAUAUCAAAGCUUCAAACAUCUUAUUAGACGAGCGUUUCAACUGUAAACUCUGCGAUUUCGGGUCGGCGAAGAUGGGUUUCUCGUCGGCGGUAAUGCCUCCGUCGUCGAGGACGAAGCAAAUAAUGGUAGGCUCACCGGGUUACACCGACCCUCAUUACUUGAGGACCGGUAUCGCUUCAAAGAAGAACGAUGUUUACAGUUUGGGUGUUAUUAUUUUGGAGCUUGUGACUGGUCUGGAAGCUUUUUGUCCCGAAAGGGGACAACUAUUGACGACAAUGGUGGCGCCGAAAUUAAGGGAUAUUGCGAAGUGUGGUAGGGCGGAGGAGACGGUGGCGGAAAUGGUUGAUCGGCGUUUAGGUGGUGAGUUUGAUUUGGAAGAAGCAAAAGCUUUGCUUUUGAUCGUUGAACUUUGUCUUCACCGGUCACCUACUGUUAGGCCUUCAGCUUCACAAAUCUUGGAAAUGAUGAAGGAUAAAAUCGGUGCCGUUGAUUCUCUGUUUUCGCCAGCUAAAGGUUGCCGGUGUUGAUUAAUUACAGUUUUUUUGCGAAGGCAAGAAACAGGUCGUUUGAACAAGCAAAAAAAAAAAAAAAAACAGGGUAUUGCCUGGUUUGUUUUGUCUUUAGAUUAGAUGAUGAUUUUUGUGGAGAUUUUACUACUUUGUAAAUGGUAAACAUUAAAAUUUUAGAACAAAUGGUUUUUACUGAAAAUUCGACAAUGAAUUGGAUUUUUCUAUGUUUUGCUGUACAUAACUAAUAUUCGAUUUUUUCUCGAACCUUGAUUAUUGGUGUCAGACGAACAACAAUCUUGUUUCGACCAUUGAAGUAUUUUUCAGACAGACAUCGUUCUCCAAAAAUGGUAAGUUAACAGCUGAAGUUACCCUGUUAACUUACCAUGUUUUGGAAAUUUGGGCUUGGUUUGCCUAUGCAAGGGUUUUAGAGUAUGACUAGGCUCGUUUUUUCUUUUUUAAUUUCUUGAAAUGAAAACUCUCCGAAUUAUUCUUAAAGAUAGUGUUCUAUACGUAACAAGCAUUAUUUUCCAUUAUUUCAAUCCAAUUUUCAUCAAACAAGAUACCAGAUGUCGUGACCCCAAGAUGACAUAGUAUCAUAUAGUUUGAAUAUAUAUGUCAAAUAUAACGUGCCCAGCUCAAGUACAUAGGAUCGAGGAGAAUGUGAAUGGAGCCCAUAGCGUAGCUGGUUCGGGUGUUGAGUGGGGAACUAUGUUCAGGACUUUGAUAAGGUACAUAUGGAAGAUGUGGAAUGAAUACAUCUUUUAGAAUGUUACGAGACCCGCUGCUCAAGUAGUUAGGCACUGUUGGGUUGAAGCGAGCAGGUAUAAGAAGGCUUUUAGUACAGAGUUGUAGCAUGCAGGUUGGUGAGGGAGGCUUUGGGUGGCGGUUGCUGUCAAAUGACUGGGUAAUGGAGAAUACGGGAUGCUCAAGGGAUGAGGGAUGUGGCUAUGCGGUAUUGGGAGGAGGAUUAGUAUGGCCCAUAUACUUUUUGCUGAGUUGCGAGCUGUUCUCGAGGGUUUAAGCUCAGCUAAGGCAAUGGCCAAACCGAUGGGAGUUUUUUCAAUCCAUAAGUAUCUUACGAGCACAAAUAUCUUUUUUACAUUUUAAUGCUACCUAAGGGCAGCAAAGCUAUCAUUUUUGUUAUAGUUAAACUUGGUCAUCGUUAAUGCUUUGCCUAGAGAGAAAAAAAAACAGAUGCAAAUACCAAAACUACUGCAUUCGAGUUCACAAAAACUAGAAUGUUUAUCCGAUGUUUCACUAAAUCAAAGCUAGAGCAAACAUGUUAAUCCAAAGGAAAAAAAAACAAUCAUUUCAUUGGGAAAAGAUACAAACUACCUCCCUCCUCCGGUUUUCAGAUAUACCAGAAAUAGCCCCUUUGUGGUGAAC
Messenger RNA from Gossypium arboreum, 2815 nucleotides. Its product is annotated as probable receptor-like protein kinase At4g10390. The record is from RefSeq and is a predicted model, not a curated record. NCBI's taxonomy places the organism in Eukaryota, Viridiplantae, Streptophyta, Magnoliopsida, Malvales, Malvaceae. Gene Ontology annotation, molecular function: ATP binding; protein kinase activity. Gene Ontology annotation, biological process: protein phosphorylation. Bases 182 to 1447 code for a protein of 421 amino acids. Gene Ontology annotation, cellular component: plasma membrane. The transcript has 2 exons.